Molecule: messenger RNA, 1317 nt
Organism: Triticum turgidum subsp. durum (durum wheat)
Lineage: Eukaryota; Viridiplantae; Streptophyta; Magnoliopsida; Poales; Poaceae
Source: the annotation of a GenBank genome assembly
AUGCCAGCCGGGGGAGGAGAAGCAAGCAAGCAUGGCCGCACGGGGAAGGAGCAGAGCCACCCGCCGGCGAUCCGCCGCCGCGGCGAGUCCCGUCCCGCGCCGCCGUUCCCCGCCGUAGCUUCUCAGAAGAGGAGGAAGCAGGGGAAGCAGAGGCAACCGCCGGCGGCGGCGGGGAGCGUCUCCUCCGAGGGCCCCCUCGUCGAGAUCCUGGCGCGGCUGCCCUACCGGUCGCUCUGCCGCUUCCAGUGCGUCUCCAAGCAGUGGGGCGAGCUCUGCUCCGACCUCAUCAAAAGCAUCAAGACGGCGCCGCAGACCCUCUCCGGAUUCUUCCACAACAACUUGGCCGGCAGCCUCUGCUUCAGCAAUUUGUCCGGCGGACGGCCGCUGGUCGACGCUUCGCUCCCGUUCCUGCGCAAGACCUACCAAAGAUUCAAGCUCCAGCAAUGCUCCACCAGCCUCCUCCUAUGCAAGUGCUGGGAAUCGGAAGACGACGACGACGAAUUCGACUUUGUCGUGUGCAAUCCCAUGACCGAGCAGUGGACCGUGCUGCCUCCUAUAGAAUGGCCGGACCAAGACGAUGGAGAACCCCAAAGUUUCGAGCUGAUGUAUCCCUUCCUGGUUUUCGACCCGGCCGUUCCGUCUCGUUUCGCGGUGUUCGCGCCCCUCAUGGAGUCGGUCGACGUCGUGGCGGUAUACUCAUGGGAGACCGGACAAUGGGCUCCGAGCAGCGGGUGGGAAGACAUAGCGCAUCCCGCCGUCGAUCCGGAAUGCGCCGUCCUCCUCAAUGGCAUGAUGCAUUUUCUGCAUUUGACGGUCGACGAGCCCUUGAUAGCCGUGCUGGACACGGAGGGGCAGGUUUGUCGGGAGAUUGCUGUCCCGGAUGACAUGCUAGGAGCCAUACCUGGUUAUGGUUCGGUGGGGUGCUCUCAGGGACUCCUUCAUGCUUGGUACAUGGAUCCUCAUGAUUACGAGCUCUCUGUGUGGGUGCUCAAGGAUUAUUAUGCUACUACCGAAGAAGAGUGGACCCUAAAGCAUACCGUCGACGUCCCGCGUCUCUUUGGAGAAAAAACGGAAUCCGAUGAAGAAGAAGAGGAUUGUCGCCGCCAAGAGGAUGGGGCCCAUAAGUACGAUGUGUUUGCAAUGCAUCCGGAGCAUAAUGUUAUCUUCCUUACUGAUUGGAAGGAGGUAAAUCUGUCGUACGAUAUGGACAGCAGGCAAGUGCGUCCCAUAUGCACCACUGGAGAUUUCCUGGGUGGUCUGCCUUUUAUUCCCUGCUUUGCCGAUUUGGCUCGACCUUUGCAAAAUUCACUCUUCUAG